UUUCUCUACAGUGCAGUGUGAUUGAGAGCAUUACCAACCUACUGGUAAACUGGCUGACCUUGUACUCUGUGUAUGUGAUGGAGAUGGACAGAGAGAUUCCCAGUGGUUCAGAGAGUCCUCAAAACGCCUUCCUUUCUGGAUUAGUGAAUUCUGUUGUUGAACCUUGUGGAAUUUAGUGCAAGAAUGUUUACGGUAGCACUACAGAUAGAAGCUACAACAGUCUGCUGUUGCACUUCAUUCUCAACUUCUAUGAGACGGUUUCAGAUAUGUAUUUGAAGUAUGGUCUACCCAUGGUAAUUAUGCCACCUGAUGGUAUCUUCUAUCCGGCGCUGUUGAGUUUGGAAUCAGUGAGCCUGAAUCAGAUAUGCUACAUUAUGUAUAAGUAUCGUACAAAUCUUAUAGCUUUGAAGUCUUUGGAUCCAGGCAAAAAUGUGCACAUGGGAUUAAAGGUGAACAGGAAAACAUUUCAGCAAUACAAUGCAUUUGUGAAAGCUGCAGUCAGCUGUUUGUGGACAUCUGGAAACUUCGUACAAGAUAUUUGCUUGAUGAGUAUUGGGAUUGAAGAUGAUCUGUUGGCACAAACAAAGAUUACAGAUUCAAAGGACAGCUUUACUAUUGUUAAUCAUCCAGCACUCAUGGGGCAUGCCAUAAAUUUUAUCCAGAAGGGUUGGCCCAAUGGAAAGAAACGAUUCCAUGCAAUACAGGGAAAGGUGUGGAACUGGUAUGUGAAAUAUCUCUACAACCAAGGACUUAAUGGACUUAAAUACUUCCUUGAAGGCAGCACCCAUAUAUCAUCCAGCUCAAGACAUUAAGCUACAGGCAAUGCACUGCAAAGAUCUGCAAAUUGAGAGAUAUCACAGCACUUCGUUAUAAUUUGCUGUACAUACUGGCGAUCCAUCUGCUUCACAACUAAUAAUUAUACAUGAAAUGAGUUAGGCAUCAGAAUAAAUGGAAGUGUGAUAUUGAAUGAAGGAUGUGUGGUAAAGCUUUGAGAAAGGAAACUAGUCCUCAUGGUAAUCCAAAUACAACAGCCUUGCAAGUCAGUUAUUAAGAAACUUGAUGUCUGCAGAGCAUAUUACAGGAGCUAAAAUGCACAAUGUUGCAUUGAAUGGUAAACUGUGAUGAUUCAUCAUUAUUGAGAAGGUUGGUACCAACAAAGCUAACAUCCUAUGAUAUCUAUAGUGUGAAACAUUGUGUUAUUUUGAAAAAUCUGCAAGUAUGUAAAUGAGAAAUAGUAGAGGCUGGUAGAAAGUGUCAAGUGGUUGAGAAUGAUACUGGACAAGAUGAUCAAUCUGAUAGGAUCUUAACUCUUCAGACAUUGUGGUGACAAAUAAUUGAGCCACAGACUUAACAGUAAAAAGACAGUUCUGUAAUAGUAUUCUGCUGCAUUAUCCUCUUUCCCUGAGAUGCAUAAAACAUUGAAGAGCUUACUGAAGUGAAAUGCUACUGUAACAAAUAAUAUUGGAUACAAGUGAAAAGAGCACACAAUUUUACAGCAUCCCUCAGGAGAAUCUAAGAGAGUCUGCUGAGCAUAUUGUUAAAUGUUUGUGGGGGAAGGGCGAUGAAUAAAAUGUUUUUAUGACUCUUCCUCAAUUGUGGUUACAGUGUUUACACUUUUUAUUGAUGAUAAAGUGUCUUCAAAAUAACAAGUUUUAUACUUACACAGGGAAUAUCAUUUAUAGAAAGCACUUUUCUUCCAAAAAUGUUAUAAAUUCAAUGGAAAUUUGUUUCUAACAAUUAAAGAAGUCUGAAACAGAUCGUGAGAACCACUUCAAAUGUUGAUGCCUGUAGUUGUCUUAAAUUGCAAAGGAGUUCUUUUUAGUAAGUCUUAUGAAUGUAGCAUUUUAUUCC
Messenger RNA from Pristis pectinata (smalltooth sawfish), 1851 nucleotides. RefSeq names its product centromere protein I-like. The record is from RefSeq and is a predicted model, not a curated record. The transcript has 7 exons. The coding region runs from base 267 to 812 and encodes 181 amino acids. NCBI's taxonomy places the organism in Eukaryota, Metazoa, Chordata, Chondrichthyes, Rhinopristiformes, Pristidae.